UCCCUCUCGAUUCAGCAGCUCUAUAAAACCUAGGGCACGAUUUGUUGCACUCUCGCCCUAUCUCCAUUCUAUAAUGGCAACACCAGCUAGAGCCGAAAUUCUAUCUCUCUUCAGGUCUUUGCUAAGAACAUCUAAAAAUUUCUCAGACUAUAAUAUCAGGGAGUAUGCUAAGAGAAGAACUAUUGAUGGAUUUCAUCAGAAUAAGAACCUUUCAGAUCCUUCAUCAAUUUCUUCCGCGUUUUCAGAAGGAAAGUCUCAACUCGAAGUAGCUAAAAGACAAUCGAUUGUUUACUCUUUGUAUGCUCCUAAAUCAAAGAGUGUCAUGGAAAUGCCGAGCUUAUGAUCAGCAUCAUCAAGAUUAUCUCUCUGGUACUUGUUUUUGUUUCUUCAAUUUCGUUUGUGUCAAUUAGUAUUGAAAUGUUAUGAAAUAAUUGUUAAUUUUGGAUUUUAAUGACUUGGGUCGAUGACUUUGUAGUUUCUGAUUAAUGGGUUUGUGAUAGAAUUCUUAUCUAUGUUGAUUUUUUUCUCAA
Molecule: messenger RNA, 530 nt
Organism: Papaver somniferum (opium poppy)
Lineage: Eukaryota; Viridiplantae; Streptophyta; Magnoliopsida; Ranunculales; Papaveraceae
Product: LYR motif-containing protein 4
Exons: 1
Coding region: 74-343 (89 amino acids)
Biological process (GO): iron-sulfur cluster assembly
Source: RefSeq, a predicted model, not a curated record